CUCUCUCAGUCUCUUUGCCUGUCUCUCUAAGUCUCUCUCAGUCUCUCUCUCUCUCCGUAUAUCUCCCUCUCCCCCAUUAUCUCUCUCUCUCCCUCAGUCUCUCUCCCUCAGUCUCUCUCUCUCUCUCUCUCUCUCUCAGUCUCUUUUCCUCUCGGUCUCUCCCUCAUUCUCUCUCUCAGUCUCACUCUCCAUCAGUCUCUCUCCCUCAGUCCCAGCUGUUGAUCAUAUUUCCCACAGCCCCUGAACGCCUCCCCCAGCCUCCACCGGAGCGUGGUUACCGGACCUGAGAGCAGCUCGGCCCCGCUCGGACCUCACACGCGCCCGGGAGAGGACGGAACGCAGCAGCCCGGUUCACGGUGGCGUCUUUACUCGUCGGUAACAAUCCUGGUUUUGCCGGCCCAGACGAUGGCUGAGAAGAAGACUCGAGCCGCUCUGGCCGUGAUGCUCCUCCUCGCCCUGAGUCUGUCGGGCGGUGACUUGUCGGCCGGGUCGGACUGCAGCACAGAGGUGAACGCCCGGGUGGGUGUGGUGUCGGCGGUGGUGUCGGCGGUGGUGGACAGGCAGAGGGCGGAGCAGAGCCAGAGGAGACACCUGGAGGCUUUGUUCAGCAGAUAUGGAGAAAAUGGCACCAUCUCUCUGGACGGGUUGAAGCGUCUCUUACAGAGCGUGGGGCUGGAUCGCGUCCGGACCGUGAUGGUGCAGCAUCACGAGCAGCUAGGACACGGUCACCACCACCACCACCAUCAUCACCACCCCCACCCCCAUCACCACGAAAGCCAUGACCACCAUCACCACCCCGGCCACAACCACUCGCAGCACCAGAAGCAUGUCCACGCCGAGCCCUCGCAGCCCGGGAAGUUCCCUCCGAGCGUGGAGAAUCCAGAGGGCACGCUGAGGAAGAAGGUGGAGAACACGGAGAGCCAUCACAACCUGUACGACAAGAAGAGCACGGCGGCAGCUCAGGAGGUCGGCACCACGGCCGUGUACACUGCUCAGCUGGCCCUGAAGCAAGGCAGCAGCCUGGAACAGCCCAGUCCACCAACCACCGGAGCUGCCGCCAGGCGGGGAACCGGCAACCACACACAAGCUGCUGCACCCAGUGACCAGGACUCAGAGUAUGAUCAAGGUCACGUCAAUGGAAACCACAGCUCGGAGACUGUUGAGUGCCUGAACGUGUCCAGCGUCCUCUCCUCACAUGGGAUGUCUCAGGGGGGGGGUGUGACCCUCGGAGACUUCAGCUACCUCUGCCCCGCCCUCCUCAACCAGAUCGACUCUGGAGCCUGCAUCGUGCACGGAGAGGACACCAGACCUGGAGACACAGACCAUAAACAUCAUAAACAUGCUCACGGUCACCAUGGCAAUCACAACCACUCAGACCACAGCGAGCGCACGGCCGGAGAAACCAGCAAGAGCAUCACAACAGCGUGGGUGGGGGGGCUGGUCUCCAUCACCAUCAUCAGCCUGCUCUCCCUCCUCGGCGUCCUGCUCAUCCCGCUCAUGAACAGAGAUUUCUUCAAGUUCCUCCUCAGCUUCCUGGUGGCGCUGGCGGUCGGCACGCUGAGCGGCGACGCCUUCCUUCAUCUCAUCCCCCACUCUCAGGGAGGACACCAUCACCACCAUGAGGACUCUGGGACGGACGUGGAGGGACCUGACCACCACGAGGAGAACAUGGACGCGGUGUGGAAGGGCCUGACGGCUCUGGGUGGAGUCUACUUCAUGUUUCUCAUCGAGCACUUCCUGACGCUGGGAAAAAUGUACAAGGACAAGAAACAGAAGGUCCAGAAGAAGUGGGAUCAGAACGACAAAGCCGACCCGGAGAAGCAGCUGGCGCUGGGGGAGACCGACCUGAAGCCCCUGGAGGAUGUGGAGACUAACGGUGCCGGUGCGUUCGGCGACCACUCGAGCAGCCUGCAGGGCGGCAGCGUGGCGGAGGAGGAGCAGGUGAUGUUGGCGCCGCAGGUCUCCGUGGUGUCGCCGCAGGACUACGGCCGGGAGUCGGGCGCCGCCGCCGCCUACACGGACGAGGACUGUGAGAACAAGUGCCACUCCCACUUCCAUGACACUGUGGGCCAGGUCGACAGCAAGCACCACCACCACCACGACUACCACCACAUCCUGCACCACCACCACUCGCAGAACCACCACCCACACAGCCACUCCCACUCGUACUCAGAGCAGCACUUCCAGCAGGCCGGCGUGGCCUCGCUCGCCUGGAUGGUCAUCAUGGGAGACGGCCUGCACAACUUCAGUGACGGCCUGGCUAUCGGGGCUGCGUUCACCGAGGGUCUGUCCAGCGGCCUCAGCACGUCGGUGGCUGUUUUCUGUCACGAGCUUCCUCACGAGUUGGGUGACUUUGCGGUGCUGCUGAAGGCCGGCAUGACGGUGCGUCAGGCCAUUCUGUACAACGUGCUGUCGGCCAUGAUGGGCUACCUGGGCCUGGUGACCGGCAUCCUGAUCGGACAUUACGCGGACAACGUGUCCAUGUGGAUAUUCGCUCUGACGGCCGGGCUCUUCCUGUACGUGGCGCUGGUGGACAUGGUGCCUGAGAUGUUACAUAAUGACGCCGGCGACCACGGCUUCAGCCACUGCGGCUUCUUCCUGCUCCAGAACGCCGGCAUCCUGCUGGGCUUCGGCAUUAUGCUGCUUAUUGCUGUUUUUGAGCACAAAAUCCAGCUGGACCUGGGAUACUGAAGGGGCGGAGCUCAGUCCUAAGCUCCGCCUGCAUUCCACUGUGUCUCCGUCACAAGUGUAGUGUCGUGUUUUCAUUUGUUCCUGAUGAGCGAGCGCAGUCGUCUGGAUUUAGGUCACAUUCUCACUAGUGUCGACAGAAGCGCCAAUUCAAACUCAGAAGGACGUGUGUCUCUCUCUCUCUCUCUCUGUCUCUCUCUCUCUCUCUCUCUCUCUCUCUCCUGAGGUUCAGGAGAAUAGUUGUUGUGAUAACUGAGAUAGUUUUUUUUGUCCGUGUCAAACACAGGAGGCAGCUUCUCGUCCUCUUUGCUUUUACAAUCACGAGGCUCAUUUCAUCAGUUACUAAUUAUUAGCACUUUCGUUGGAUUGACCACAUCCAGCAUGUUACCGUGACAUGUUUCACCUGCUGAGUCGGAUUUUGCCUUUUUUUUUAAUUGUUGGAAGUUUCUGUGCUGCUGAGUCAAACCAGAUCAUUAUUCCUGUCGAUGCCUGAAGAGCUCAAGUCUUCAGAGUCUCACUUCUCUCAAAUGUUAGAUACUGAAACAGGAAACGUUCAAAAAAGAAUUGUGAACCGUUAUUGUUACAGAUUAAUUUUGGCGAUAGCUCCCCCUUGUGUUUGUUGUGAGAGCAGCAGCUCCUCAGGUCAGUGUAGAGGUCUGUGACCCGUGACGUGCAGAGAACAGAACAGAUGUCACGUCGGUGUCUUCACGUGAUCUUUGGGUUCAGUGGACGACAGGAAGCAGCUGUGAAAACGCAGCAAAGGUUUUGUUGGUGUCCUCGCUCGCACCAAAGGAAACAGAAGUGAACGGGACUCAAACCUUUGCCACAGAAACAUCUCUGUUUGACCGGUCGUUACUGGUUCGGUAGAAACCUGCUGACGUCCUGAGCACUGGUGACGCGGAGCGAGAACCUGAGGCCACUGAGUUCUUCUGUCGUUGAGUCUGAACGAAGCACGUCAGCAGCUUCAGGUCGACUCGACUGAGAAAUCACAUUACACUUUGUUUUACAUGGAACAGUUCAAGUUGUACGUUGAAACUGAAUCAGAUCCGUCCAUUAAAUGAAGCAGAGUUCGAUCUCAAGAAGGAAAACACAGCAAAUCACUGGGGGACUCAGCAGGUUCUGUGUAUUUUAAAUAGUUUUAUUUUCUUGUUACAGUUGAUGUGGCAGCUCGACUCUAAUGGUUUCCAGUUAAAUCAGUGAAUCUCUGUUACCAUAUGUCUCUGCUGUGUGGAAGCUGAAACACGGAUCUCAGUCUGAAAGGUUCCAUCUUAUUUCUUAGUUUUUUAUUGAAGACGUUGAUUCACACUUUGUGAAAAGAAUCUUUUUUUUCUUUACCUUUAAAAAAAGAAGUUCAACAAUAUGUUGAGUUCAGCCCUGAACCUCACUGUGUGUAUUACAUGUGUUAAAUGUGUGGAGUCACAGAGUCGGUGGGGAAAAUCUAAAACGGUGGGAUUAUGUGUAAAGAGGGAAUUAUUCUCUGUUUCUGUGUGGAACAAAAUGUGAGGAGUUAAUGACGGGAUCUGCAGCAGGUGGAUAAGAUUCAAUCCUACAGCUCUGCAGUGAAGACUCAGCAUUCAGGAUGUUUGUUCUUUUUCAUUGAAGCUGUUUGACAGAAUUCAGUUCGAUCAUCAGGCUGAAAACUCGUUAAUGCACCAGGAGGAGCUGCUGUCCUGGGACGUCAGUGUUCUCACACAGGUUCACUGGAAUCAGUCAAAAAACCAAGAAACAUCAGAAUCAUCAAAACAUCUGGAGUCGGGUUAAAGGUCGGAGACUUGUUCCACAUCUGCAGCAGCAAGAAUCACAAGUUUAUCUGAGUGAUUUUUACUUUUCUCCCCAGAAGUUCCCUGAUUGAAUUAUUAUUAUUAUAAUUAUUAUUUACUAUGAGACCAUGUGAAACCAGCCCUUGUCAUUUGCUGGAGGAAGUUUGACUUUCUGCAACGUUUACUCCAAACUCGUUAAAAUACCUUUACUGUGUUUUUAAAGUGACGCCUGUUGCUGUGGCAGCUUCACUGUUUCACUGCUUGGACGUAGAAACUGAACCGUGUGAGUUUCACAUGAAAGAUUCAUUUCUUGCAAAGUAAAUAAAUGUAAAUUUUUCAUUAAAUUCAAAGACCACACGUGUGUUUGUCUGCAGAGCUGCUGUCAGUGUUUGUGUUCUUCUGUCCACCUGUUGAGUCGGUGAACGUCAGGCAGCUUCCAUGUUGACUCUCUGUGACAUUCCUCAAUUCAAAUAAACGGCAUCAUCUCACAA
Pleuronectes platessa (European plaice) is the source of this 4939-nucleotide messenger RNA. It is a transcript of the gene slc39a6, whose product is annotated as solute carrier family 39 member 6. Gene Ontology annotation, molecular function: zinc ion transmembrane transporter activity. Lineage: Eukaryota; Metazoa; Chordata; Actinopteri; Pleuronectiformes; Pleuronectidae. Gene Ontology annotation, cellular component: membrane. The record is from RefSeq and is a predicted model, not a curated record. The transcript is spliced from 12 exons. Gene Ontology annotation, biological process: intracellular zinc ion homeostasis; zinc ion import across plasma membrane. Bases 406 to 2691 code for a protein of 761 amino acids.